This is a messenger RNA of Manihot esculenta (cassava), 666 nucleotides long. RefSeq names its product E3 ubiquitin-protein ligase MPSR1. Gene Ontology annotation, biological process: protein ubiquitination. Gene Ontology annotation, molecular function: ubiquitin protein ligase activity. The coding region runs from base 1 to 666 and encodes 221 amino acids. The record is from RefSeq and is a predicted model, not a curated record. The transcript has a single exon. Gene Ontology annotation, cellular component: cytoplasm. Lineage: Eukaryota; Viridiplantae; Streptophyta; Magnoliopsida; Malpighiales; Euphorbiaceae.
AUGGCCUCUCAGUCUCAACUUGCUGAAGUAUCUUCCGCUUUUGAGAGAAUGUUGAGACGUAGAGAUCUUUCUUUGUUUUUGCCCCUCAUCUUGGGCGUUACCGGCACCAACCCAGAUCAAGAAAGAAUAAUCCUUAUUAACCCUUUCACUCAAGGGAUGGUGAUGAUUGAAGGAGCUGGGGACUUGGGUUCUCUUCUUAGAGAGUUAGCUACCAAGAAUGGUCAACCUCCUGCCUCAAAGGCAUUCAUAGAGGCCUUGCCUAGUGUAGAGAUUUCAGAAAUUGGUGAUCAUGAUUGUGAGUGUGUGAUCUGUUUAAAGGAGUGGGAGCUUGGUGGGUUGGCCAAGGAGAUGCUCUGUAACCAUAGGUUUCAUGCUCAUUGUAUAAAGAAGUGGUUGGGGAUUCAUGGGUCGUGCCCUGUUUGCAGGUAUAAGAUGCCUGUUGAUGAGGUGGAUUUAGGCAAACAGAGGGAGGAAGAAGAAGAAGAAGAAGAAGAAAAAGAAGGGAGAGAGAGGAGAAGAUUUCAAAGAGAAAUUUGGGUCGGUUUUUCUUUCAACAAUAAUAGGAGAAGUGAGGAAUCAAUGGCUUUUUGCAAAAUAAAAUUAAAAAAAAAUAAAGUUAUAAAAUGCGGUAGAGAUGCGUUGAACGUAAAUUAUAAUUUCUUUUAA